Molecule: messenger RNA, 1617 nt
Organism: Chenopodium quinoa (quinoa)
Lineage: Eukaryota; Viridiplantae; Streptophyta; Magnoliopsida; Caryophyllales; Amaranthaceae
Exons: 3
Coding region: 81-1055 (324 amino acids)
Cellular component (GO): nucleus
Molecular function (GO): polyubiquitin modification-dependent protein binding
Source: RefSeq, a predicted model, not a curated record
UACUACGGAAUACUGGUUGCGAAUUAGUCCACUCUCAGAGACGGGGCAAAUAUUAACAAAACCAUUCCAACAAUUUCAAAAUGGCCCCGAUCCCACGACCCGGCGGAGAAAACAAACAUCACCCUGUCUCUGACCCACUCCCACUCCCCAAUUUCACCACCUCUCUUUCUCUCUCCUCCUCCUCCUCUUCCUCGUCCGCCAUGGAUGACCUUCCAUUGCUGAAGGUAACCAUCUCAGGCCCAACCCUUUCUUCCCUCAUCAACCGCUUCGCUUCUUCCCCAUCAAACACUCAAGGCCUUCUCUUCGGCAAAUUCUCUCUCCACACUUCUUCUCUCUCCGACGACUCCCCUUCUCCUUCUCCCUCUCCUUCCUCUCUCAUCGCUACCAUUACUGGGUUCAUCUCCUCCGGAAACUCCUCCGAUGACUUAUCUUCUCUCCUCCGUCGUACCCACCACCGCCACGUCAUCGGGUGGUUCUCCGGUCGCCGGAGAUCGCCGCUCCGUCCUUCGCUUCACGAGUUCGCUGUCUCGCAAUCUAUAUCUUCUGAAUCUCCUCGCGUUUUUCUUCUCCUAACGACGCCGUUUAAUGACCCCCAAUUGCUAAUUCAUACUCAUGAGUAUAGAGUUUAUCAUUUCAAUCGAUUGGAGAAUUCCUUCGAAACGACGCCUUUGGAUGUGGUUAACAUUGGACCUGCGUUUCGGGGGCAGUAUGGUGCGUUUUCCCCCAAUUCGGAGCUUCCCUUUUUGCCCUGCAAUUUUCAAGGUGGGUCCCCCAUGAAGGAUGAUGAGAAUAUGAAUUUGAAGGAGAUGAAGAGGGUUGCUAAGGAUCAGAAGGAUUUGGAAGCGUACGCCGCGGCCGGGUACGAGUUGGGGAGUUUGAGUAGGUUGGUGGGAUCAGAUGCUGUGAGUUAUGUGAGUGGAGUUGAGGAAUUGUAUGAGAAGAUGCUUGCUAGGCUUGAUUGCUUGGCUGCUCAAGUUGAAGGGUCUUCUUCUAAAGUUCUUGAGAUGGAAAUUCAUAACAUGAAGUUGCGGCACAGAGUUGCUGGCCUUGAAUGAUUGGGAAUUGUGGAUAUAAUUGGGCAUUUUUUGUUCUGGUACCAGAUGAAUCAUGGAUAUGCGGCAAUUUGUGUUUUGGCAGCAGCCAUCAUGGCUGCCUUGUGCCGUUCAGUAAUUAUUGAGAUCUGCAUUUGAUUUCUUCACCCUUAUUUCAGUUGAAGGACAACCGUGUUGUAAAUGAAACGCCAGCAUUCUACCAAUGCUUGUGCAGAUGCAUUCUAGCAGUACUUCGAUUGGCCGAAAGUAAUGGCAGAUACUUUGUAGUUGCAAUUGGAUUGAAAAGAGCAUUGAUAUUUUGUGGGUAUAAGUGGAAGAUUACAUUUUGGUUUGGUCAAUUGUACAGUUGACGAGCUCAGAUACAUCCACUUCUUGGGGUCUGCUUUUGUAGGUUAUCCAUUUGCUAAAUAUGAACUGAGAUGCAACUUGUUAUAUAUGCUUUUAAUGUCUAUUAUACUGUUCUGCUAAUGUAUGCAGUACAUCGUUUUAGUGGGUUAACCUCCUAUGUCCUAUCCAUUCAAAAAAUUAAUUGCCGUAUUUAAGAUGGCCACAUCUUCCUUCGUAA